UCAUCAUAUAAACCCAAGGUGCAGUCACAUACCCAGGGAUACAGGACACGACAGACUCCUGAGAGACACAACACAGAAUUGCACCAUGCCAAACUACAAACUCACUUAUUUUAAUAUGAGGGGGAGAGCAGAAAUUAUUCGUUACAUAUUUGCUUAUUUGGACAUACAGUAUGAAGACCACAGAAUAGAACAAGCUGACUGGCCUGAAAUCAAAUCAACUCUCCCAUUUGGAAAAAUCCCCAUUUUGGAAGUUGAUGGACUUACCCUUCACCAGAGCCUAGCAAUAGCAAGAUAUUUGACUAAAAACACAGAUUUGGCUGGAAACACAGAAAUGGAACAAUGUCAAGUUGAUGCUAUUGUGGACACACUGGACGAUUUCAUGUCAUGUUUUCCUUGGGCAGAGAAAAAGCAAGAUGUGAAAGAGCAGAUGUUCAAUGAGCUGCUCACGUAUAAUGCGCCUCAUCUUAUGCAAGACUUGGACACAUAUUUAGGGGGGAAAGAGUGGCUUAUUGGUAACUCUGUGACUUGGGCAGAUUUCUACUGGGAGAUUUGCAGUACCACGCUUUUGGUCUUUAAACCUGACCUGUUGGACAUCCAUCCAAGGCUGGUGACUUUACGGAAGAAAGUCCAAGCCAUUCCUGCCAUCGCUAACUGGAUAAAACGAAGACCCCAAACCAAACUCUAGUUGAUCCAUGUUGCCUUCAAGUUUGUUGUUCUCGGGGCAUCUCUCUUACCAGAUAAGACAGGUACAUCAGCCUGCCAGAUAAUCCAUAUGCUCCCUUCCCAACUCCACCAAGAUUUCCACUUUAAGCCAUAUUCUGAUUUUUAAAAAGGAAAACACAAACACAAACAAAUCUUUCUGCAGUA
Molecule: messenger RNA, 867 nt
Organism: Mandrillus leucophaeus (drill)
Lineage: Eukaryota; Metazoa; Chordata; Mammalia; Primates; Cercopithecidae
Gene: HPGDS
Product: hematopoietic prostaglandin D synthase
Exons: 6
Coding region: 86-685 (199 amino acids)
Biological process (GO): glutathione metabolic process
Molecular function (GO): glutathione transferase activity
Source: RefSeq, a predicted model, not a curated record